Molecule: messenger RNA, 1884 nt
Organism: Symbiodinium sp. CCMP2592
Lineage: Eukaryota; Dinophyceae; Suessiales; Symbiodiniaceae
Source: the annotation of a GenBank genome assembly
AUGGGGCCACGUUCGCUGGCAGAGGCAGCGAGGAAGGCUGUGGCGGCCGUUGAUGCCGAGGAGGAAGAACGUGCAAAGAGCUCGCGCGCACGCAUGCCUCUCAAAGCAGUGGUGGACUUUGCAGGUGUCGCCAACGCUGCAGCCAGUGCUGCGCGCAAGGCUCGUCGACGGACCACGAUAGCGAGGAAGGAGACUACAGCUACGCCAGCCGAUGCAGAAGAGGAGAAACCUCCGCCUGCACCCCGAGAUCUGGAGUUGAUUCGGAUGACCUUCAGCAACGCCCGACGUGGCCUGGCGAUGGCAAGGGAGGCGAUGUCAUUGCAAAUUGUCUCACCUUUCUUCCUCCUUAAGACGGUCAUCAAGUCCUUGGGCAAAGCGGCUCUCAUCAUCAAGGAGAAGCGACGGGCCAGAGGCUGGAAAAUACUGCGGGUUUUUCUGGCGGCGAAAAAGAGGCAAGACUUCUUAAAGGCGCAGCAAGAAUACAACUCGCGAAUCCAGCUGGACGACAUCAUGGAGGAGCACUUGAACAACAUCUUCUGGCAAUUUGUAAUCUUCGAGGUCGAUGCUUACGAGGAGAUCCUCCAGGAGUUGGUGAAGGUCUUUGCAGAGCCUGGCGCCGGCGUCAAAGAGGACCUCCCGGCUCUUCGGCAGCAGCUGGAGCGUCAUUUGCAGUCCCUCGAGCAAGAGCUCCAGGAUCGAAUCCUUGCCGGUGACCGCGAGUCCAUCGACACUGCGAGCAAAACGAGGAGCGACAUGCGAAAGAGUUUGGAGAAGAUCAUGUCCGAAGCUGCGACUCUCCGGAUCUCCCGGGUUGGGCGGACGGAGAAGAAUACGGCGCUGGCUGAUGCGAGGCUGUUGGAUGACAUCAAGAAUCUGCAGGUCUCGCGUCGCCUGAUGCGCAAGAUGAAGCGCCAGGAAAGGGAGCAGAAGCGGCUGGAGGCUGGCAAGCCGCUUCUCCGAAAGCGUCGACGGCGGAAUGCAGGCGGAAAAGGAAGCAGGACGAACAGCAAGGGCCGCAGUUCCAGCAAAACGAAGCUGGAGGGGGACCAGGAGGAUUAUUCCGACAGCGAAGGGGAUGAGAGCGAGGAUCAAACCGACGACGAGAGUGUGCAGGUGGAGGGUCCGCAAGAGGACGCCGGUAAGAGCAACUUUCGGACGACCCCGAUAUCCCUCUACCUAGACCCCACGCAAGAUGCUGACGUCUUCGAAGGCUGCCGCACGGAGAGCGUCGCCACGCCCCUGACGCUGGGUGAAAGCACAGAAUGUCCAGACGAUGCACAGCGCGUCACCCCCUUGGACAUCGGUGUGACACCUCCGCCACUCCCUGAAGAGCAAACGGACCCAGACACGGCUAGCGUGGCAGGUGACAGCUCCAAUGAGCGGUACCUCAUCGAGGAGGCUCCAGAUGUGGAGGCAAAAGCUGUCGUUCACAGCAGCGUGGACUGGCAAGCCACCGUUGCGGAGUUCAUGUUGGGUCGCCGUGCCGAGGACAAGGGUCAGAAAGACUACUUGGUUCUGGAUCGCGACCAGCUGAUCGUGCCCAUGUUCCAUGAGGAUUGGAGCCAGCAGCUCCACUCAGCCGUGGAAUUCCCCCUCACCAUCCAGCAUCGCGAGGUGGUCGGAUCGUACAUGGAGGGGCGUGACCUCGAGGACUACGACGUCUUCGACAGCCACGAGGAGUUAAUUCCACUCUUCGAGGAGAUCACAGAAGCGGAGCGUGCUUUCGCGUUGCAGGUGGUUGAAAUUUACUUGGACGAUGCAUUGCCUCGGGCAGUGUUUUUGCAGCCCUACGCUACUGCCUCCGAGAGUUUGUCUCAGGAGGUUUGGAAGCCGUCUACGCCUUUGCCAAGCUUCCCCAUAAGGAUUCAGCGCAAGGCCUGCUAA